This is a messenger RNA of Daphnia magna, 5700 nucleotides long. RefSeq lists its product as uncharacterized. The transcript has 12 exons. Lineage: Eukaryota; Metazoa; Arthropoda; Branchiopoda; Diplostraca; Daphniidae. Gene Ontology annotation, molecular function: RNA polymerase II cis-regulatory region sequence-specific DNA binding; DNA-binding transcription factor activity, RNA polymerase II-specific. Bases 317 to 3580 code for a protein of 1087 amino acids. Gene Ontology annotation, biological process: regulation of transcription by RNA polymerase II. The record is from RefSeq and is a predicted model, not a curated record.
GCAACGUUGGUGUCGAGCCGAGAAUACAGUCCAGCCUACAGGGGGAGACGGGUAGCGACAGAAAUUUGGCUCGAAGAUAGCUGUCAUGGCGUCCGUGCAGUAGUUGGGGGAAGGAAUAUUUUCCGUUCCUAUUGGAAAUCCGGAUUAAAAUUUCCCUAACAAUUCUUCUGAAACGCGUUCCUUUAUUUUCCUUUUUUCGGUUUGGUUGUAAGUGCUGUGAAUGGAUUACUCAUUUGCUCAUAUGUUAGGGAAACUUUAACGUAAACCGUGUUGGCUCGCUGUGUCAUGGGAAAGUUCUAUAUCGAGUCAUUAAACAAUGGCCCGGACGUCAGAAAAUGGUGAGCAGGAGAGUGACUCUGCUGGCGGAGUACAGGAAAAAUGGCCUAUAAGGGAUGGUAUCAAACAGGAAAUCCUAAUUGAUCUGGACCAGUCUUCCUCUUCGAUUGGAGAAAAAGAUUGGUCCUUUAUUCCUGCUGUACCUGCCUCAGACAUCAGUAGCAACAAUGAAGUUGUUCAGCAAACUGUUCUCUUUGGGUCCAACAUCUCUGAUCCUGUCAACAAAGAAAAAAUUGAAAAGCUUUUGGAUAGCUCUACAAGUAUGGCAUCAAAGAAAAUUGUUUCUAACCUGCUCCUUGAAGUCGACAAAUUAUCCGACACUGAACGCUUGCUUCUCUACUACAAGUUACCCCUGGGCAGGUCUACUGAUAUAGAUCCUUUGAGAAUGCCGUUAAAUCCUCUUGGAAGUCGACCGGAAAUCAUGCAGACGGUUGUUUGGAUUCAAACUCAUUUGGAGGAAGAUGUUGAGGUGUCGCUUCCCAAACAAGAGGUCUAUGAAGAAUACGGGGCCUAUUGUACGGAAAAUGUCAUCAAACCGUUAUCCACUGCCGACUUUGGAAAAGUUAUGAAGCAAGUGUUCCCUAAUGUGAGGCCGAGGCGGCUUGGGACGCGAGGCCAUUCCCGCUAUUGCUACUCUGGUUUGCGGAAGAAGGGUGAAUUAAGUCCACCCAUUCUGGCCGAUCUAUUCUGCGAAAGUGAAACGGACCAUCAGAAAAAUGCUCAAUUGCAGAACAAUCAAAAUCCGGCCGCGGACACGCCCGAUUUGUUGAAAGAACGAGCUUGUAUCUUAGUCCGCGAAUGGGCGGAAAAGCUGUUGGGUAUCAACUUUAGUGGAAUGGGGGAACUAGCCAACUUUUUAGUAGACAAAUUGUUUGUGGACCAACGGAGUAAAGCUGCGACGCAAUGGAACAAACUGCGUUCUUCACACGGACAGAGCGAUGACGAAAAUGAAGUUAAAGCAGAAAAUGGGUGUGAGCAAGAACAGAUGAGAGAAUUGAAAAGAAAACUGCAGGAACAGCAACAUUUAGCCACGAGGAGGCAAUCCGUGCAGAGUCGUCAUAGUAAAAAGACAAGAGUCUCUAGUUCAACUGCCUCGCCGUUGCCUCAGGCGCCGCCAGCGGUUCCGCUUCCCGAGGAGACAGAGCCCAGAGCGUCAAAUAAAAAAAGCUGCACUCGCAGCAAAAGAAAGCAGAGAGGAGAGGAGAAUAAAAGAAACGUGUCUGUAGAUUCUACGGAAGUAGAGGGCACGGCUUCUACGCCUACGUCAUCUGCUUCUACUGCGCCAAACCAACCUGCAGGCAAAGUGGCCAUCCCACGUCUUACCAGCAACCGCAGCCCUCGCCCUACAUCUGCUAUUCUACUCCUACCCAGCCACUCCCAAUCUCCCAGUCCCACCAUUAGCAAGCCAAAGUUUGUUGCAAUUCAACCAAAGCCACUUUCUGCCAGUGACAACGGACUGGCCGCGCCAUCUCUGCCGCAACUGAAGGAGGAGGAAACGAGUCGCCAAGCGGGUCCUGAGCCGCAGGAAGGCUCUUGGGUUGAGGCACUCACACACAGUUAUGAUGAUGAGUUAGCACGUUGUUGGUCUCAGCCUGGAGAGGCGAUUACCGAUAGUCUCAGCCCUAAGGUGCAGAACACGGAGCUUUCACAGUUGCGUGUUCUUCUGGAGCAAAAUGAGGACUGGCUUUUAUGUGCAGCAGCUAAGAAGAAGCUAGCCACAUCAGCAUUGUUGGAGCGUCGCAAUGUUCGGUUCGAGACGCCUUCGACCCUUUCCGACCAGAACGGAUUGGGCAACGGUAACAGUGGAGCAGUUCCUCCCAGCCCCAACACUCGUCGAAUGGCUUUUAAUUUCACGCCGAUCUCUCCCCGACUGACACCUGAUGUUCCACCUUCACCCGGAUCUUCCAGCCAGCCUGUGCAGCUUCGUCAACUCUUGUCAAACCACGGUGGUGGUGGUGGUGGUGGUGUCGGUAGCCCAUUUGUUUCUCCAGGUCAAACACCCGUUCCGUCAAGUUUGCCGCCAUCCCAGCCCCAUUCGAGACACAAUUCCGGACACAUUGCCAUGACCAUGGACACCCCGACUUCUUUCGUUACAGAGGCCAGUAGCGUCAGCAACGAUUCGGCCUUUGUUUCGCCGCUCAAUACGCCGUUAUCGGUCAACCGAUCGCGCCACAAUUCAGCCUCUAAUCUGCUGGUCAAUCGAGUUCGUCACUCAUCCGGGGCCUCAAUUACAGUCCGUCACACGCCAUAUGCAACGCCUUCUCUGAUGAAUCACGGUCAAGAUGGACUGUUCAAUGCCUCUGCGCGUUCACGUCACAGUUCCGGUGGAUCACCGUCAUUGCCUCGCUCCGCACCUCUGUCGCCUCUGGUUCAAUCCUUCCCGCAACAGACGGAGCCAAGUGGUAGCGAGCGCAUCCGCCAAGAUUUGCGUCGACGCCACGUUUCGGCCGGCGUAGUUCUAGGUUUGAGUCCUCACCAAAUGUCCGCCUCUGGCCGAGUCCAGACCACGCUCAACAAUGCUGUGCCACACCUAUGGGGUAGCGACCCACUUGCCCAAGAAAUCGAGGGUCUUCUAGAUUCCGCUCCGAGCAUUGUCAAUGACUCGGUCAUGAAUCGCUCCCAGUCGGUUCCGCUUCACCGAAUGCUCCAGCAAUUCCAGUCUCAAGUUGGACAAGGCUAUGCGACCGCGUCGCAACCCAGUACGCCUUUCGGCUGCGGCAGCAGGAAUUUCACGUACAACGCUUCCGCCACCAGCAGCCCGUACAGCUAUACGGCCACGCCUGUGCCUGCCGAAUGGAACGAUUUCAAUUCGAAUGCCAACAAUGGUGAUUCAGGAACGGAGGGCUUCGUUCAGCUUGAUGCUGCCCAACAGGAACUGGAAAGCUUCGACGAAAUCAUUAGCGUGGUUUACGCCAAUAAUCAUCAAGAAUUGGCUCCAUGCCUUGAUGGAUUGGGCGCGGAAGCCUUACAAGAAGCUUCUUCCGCCAACUUUUCCCAAAUGAAUUUUCAAGGAUCCAAUUCUGCCGUCACCAAUAUGGAUUCAGAUCCUUCGUUGAGUUGUUCGGACAAUGGCGAUGGCUACCCUCUGUCGGAUUUGAGCGAUUCCGUCACGCUACCGGGAUUGUUGGGUCCAGAAGAUUUGGCUGUAACUCUUGCAGCUUUAAAAGAAGCUCCCGAAUUGAAUCGACUGGUCCAGGAUGUGGCCGACGGGCAGCAGUCUGUUGCUGUACCACAGGGCAUGUGAAUCAACAGCAAUGCACCUAACUGAAGAUCCCCCUAGUCCAGUCAGCCGCUCUCUCUCCUGCUCAACUCUUGUGUUGGUUUACUUUUUUCUUUCUCAUUUUUUUUAAGGGGGUUUAUCCAUCGCAUCCCACCGCAUUGAAAAUGAUGGGAGUAUUGAAAAAAACAAAAAGAGUUGGAGAGAGAGAGAGAGGGAAGGGCGUUGUUACACAAUUUAAAAAAGAAAAAACACAGUACAAAGUUAAAGCGAAUAGCGUUUCGAUGAGUGCAUUGAAGCAUAUUGUAAAUACUAUUUCGAAUCAAUUUAGGCUCGUAUAAUUUUCUUUUACCCUCCGUUUUUUCCCCCUUCCGACUUUCGCCUUUUACCUCACAGAAUAGAACGUCUCGAAGACGCCAAGACGCACAGUCUGCUUUUCGUUUUUCUUGGUUUGCGCGCGAUAUGGCGACGAUUCUCUUUCUGUGGCCAACUCAACUUCCUCGAACUUGUUUUUCUGGGGGGUAGAAGGCAAACAACCUAGAAAAGGCCCGUCGAUCUUUUUUCCUUUUUUUUUUCCUCCCUUGUUUUUUUUUCUUUUUUCCGUUUUAUAUGUUGUGCGCGAUCAUUUCCCUUGAAGCUGGGAUUGAUUGGUUAUGAAACGGAAAUUUCUCAGUUUCCCCAUUUCUUUCCAAUUCAAUGGGUUACCGAUUUGUUUCAAUUUUUGACGUGGCGCAUGGAAGAUUUUGUUGAAAAGAAAGGAUUCUAGAAAAGAGUGAGACAAGUUGAGAAGACUAACGUGAGCGUUUUUGUUUGUUUUGAUUUAUUCUUUACACUUUGCUCGUUUGUGUAUACCAGUGUGCCUUUUUGUUGGGCAGGGGUGGCAGAUAUUUGGCAUAGUAGUAAAGCAACAGAGGAUUAUUUGGUCAGUUUGAAACCCCCAAAAAAAAGACGAAAUUGAAAAACGGUAAAUAUUUUAUAGUGUGAUGGGUAAACAUCUGGAUUUGUUUUGAUACGAGGAGGAUCGUAUUUUUUCUUUGCUUUUGUUUAGAAGGUGCAGUUCAUAUUUUAUUUUGCGGUUUCUCCUUUUCAACCAUGAGCCAAGGAAGGAUCGAAAUUGCGUUUUUCCCCUUCCAAUGAGCGUAGCGAUCAGUCUCUAAAUCGGAAAAUGGCUAAAGAAACGCCAGACGAAAGGUGUGUCACGAUCUCUCCCAGCAAGGAAAACAAAAAAUUACAAUCCUUUUGCCCAUUUUAGUUAUUUUUUUCCGUGAAGCAAGUAAAACAAAAGAGAGAAAAAAUGAUCGCAACUUUUACUGCAAAAGGAGCAUCAACAUUUUAUUAUGAUUUUUUUUAUGUUAGAAGAGAAAAAUUUAAAACGUGCGAUAGGAGAUUGUUUAUCAAUGUAGGCUUUGUACGACGUGUUUCUUCUCGCUGAAAAUAUGCCGUCGUUUGGAGACAAAAGAGACUAAAAACUAAAUCAUUUUGGCCAGAAUCGGGGAGAAAGGACCAUUUUUCAGUUUCACUGUUCAAUGCGCAUUUUUUGGUUUUGUUUUCUUUGUUAGGUAAAAUGGUGCAUUGCGAUUUGUUAUGAACAGAUUUUUCCAUUUCAUUCUAAAUGGGAAAAUGAUGUGUGCAAAACUGUUAUCGUGUCAUAGGAAAUGUACGCGCGCUUCACAUCGAACCAAUUCUUUUUUUUUUAUUCUAUCCUAACUCUCUCGCUGUCGAGCAAUCAUUUACGCCAUUUUCUUGUUCAAAUUAGACGACACACAAAACCCUUUUGUUAUCGAAAUUUAUAAUCUGCUGGUUUUGCCUCGAUGGCGUGCGUCGCAUCCCCUUCGCGCUUGCCGUUCCAAUUUCUCCCAAUAUCUCUUCUUUUCUGAUCCAUCCUUCGUUCCCACUAACAUUUUGUAUCUGACGAUUUUGGCGUAGUGUCGACGGCCUACGUUUUGCAGCUUAUGAUAUGUAGUUACGUAUAUUCUACAUGAUUUCAUUGGAACCACCAACCCCCCGAACGAUUUUUUUUCCUCCCCUAUCGUGAUUCUAUUAUUGUUGCAAGACAGAAAAAAAAAAAAAACGACACAGUAUGCACGCGAUAAACACAAGAAAAUGUUGCGUGAAUUGUCGGCUUUGAAUAUAAAGUUUAUCCUGAA